Molecule: messenger RNA, 705 nt
Organism: Ostertagia ostertagi
Lineage: Eukaryota; Metazoa; Nematoda; Chromadorea; Rhabditida; Trichostrongylidae
Source: the annotation of a GenBank genome assembly
AUGCACACAAUCCAUAAAUCUGUCGCCACCUACACCUUCUGGAGAUGGCCUUUGUGCGCGAUCGACUCACACCCAGGCUGGACAUUGAAGACAGAUUCAAGGUUGCGUUUUGGCUCACUGGCUUCCCUUAUAAAGGGUCACAGUGAAGAUAGAUUUGUGAGCUCACAUAAGGAUGCUUGUGAAGAAUUGGAUGCACUGGAUGAGCUCGUCAAAAGGAAGGCCUCCGAAAGGGAGCAGCCUCAAAAGGCAGAAGAAUAUUGUUAUAUAUCGUUGAGUGUUCUUCGAUUAACGGCUGCUUUCUAUAGGGUGCUUGAACGGGUAGCUGCAAUGUAUGCAACACGAAGAAGCGGGGUGAAUUCUCUUCUCGAGAUCAGAGCGAUCCAAGCAGAGGAAGUUCAUUCAACUGUGAGGGCAAUUUUAACGUCGAAAAAGAAGCUACCAACGACGACCACAGCUAAGAAGGUAACAUCACGGGCGCCGCAGUAUGGAACAACAUCAAAGGCACCCACAAAUACAAGAACGACUACAAAGACCUUGAAAACACCUUUCCCAUUUGCUCCGACAAACGCUCCCAAUGUUGAGGGUUCCUCUGCGCUUUGUAAAUCUGAUCGAACUUCGUGGCAAUGCACGUCAGUGCUAUUUGAUCCGUCAACGAAUCACCACAGCGCACCGCGGCAUUCAAAAGCGUCAGUUCAACAGACAUGA